Molecule: messenger RNA, 603 nt
Organism: Quercus robur (English oak)
Lineage: Eukaryota; Viridiplantae; Streptophyta; Magnoliopsida; Fagales; Fagaceae
Product: V-type proton ATPase subunit F-like
Exons: 2
Biological process (GO): proton transmembrane transport
Cellular component (GO): proton-transporting V-type ATPase, V1 domain; membrane
Molecular function (GO): proton-transporting ATPase activity, rotational mechanism
Source: RefSeq, a predicted model, not a curated record
AAAUGUCAAAGAUUAAUAGAAUCUAAGAAAGCUUCACUCUUAUCAAUUUAUAAAGCGAAGUCAAUUGAAACUUAUUUUCUGAUUGUGUUUUGUCAAGAAACAACGGUCAAAGCAAUUGAAGAUGCAUUCAAAGAUUUCACCACAAAGGAGGAUAUUGCUAUCGUCCUAAUCAGCCAAUAUGUAGCAAACAUGAUAAGGUUCCUGGUUGAUAGCUACAAUAAGCCAAUACCAGCUAUUUUGGAGAUCCCUUCAAAGGAUCAUCCUUAUGACCCUUCACAUGAUUCAGUUCUUUCACGUGUGAAGUAUCUCUUCUCUGCUGAAUCUGUGGCAUCUGAUCAGCGCUAAGUACGUGUACAUGUUUCACCCAUCAUGUGCAAGCGUGAGAGUAUUUUAGCUGAUAGCUGCAUGUGCUCUGCUUUGUGCACACUAUUGUAUUCUAUGUUUCUUAUUUCCUGAUUGAUAUAUCGGGAUACUAUUUAUUCUCUUUCUGUGCCUAAUAAUGAAUUAUCAUUGCAAGUUGGGUUUUGUUUGUUAUGAUAAGAGGAAUAAGUUGCCAUCUUAAAAAUGUUCUAAAGAAAGGAGUUCCUGCAGUUGCUUCUGAUA